AUGCAGUCUACUAUUAAUGAUUUUUCAGGAACUCCUCACAGAGCUGUUACAAUAGAAAAGGGAACAAAAGAAGCAAAUCGAAUAACUUCCGAAAGAGCAGAUGAUGAUGAGGAAAAUGAUAAAAUGAUGGAUUUUAGGACGCUCUCUGGCUUGCAAGGAAGAUGCAGCGUAAAGAAUGUGACAGUCAUUUCUGAGCUUAGAGAUAAUUUAUCUAUAGCGCUCUCUGAAAAAAAGCAAAAUGUCUGGGUUGUGCAGGAAGAUAAAGGGAUUUUAUAUAAAGAUGAAACUCCGUUCACGGAGCUUGAAAACAGGAAGCAGAUUGAAGUAAUGAUUGGAAAUUCGGAAAGAUCAGUUGGAAGGAUAUGCGAAGGCAAAGAACCUAAACUUGAUGUAAUAUCAAACAGUACUGGAGCAUCUCAGAAAAGCAGAAUGAGUUGCAAACAUUUUACAGAGCCGGAGAAUCUGUUCAAUUACACCAAAGAAAAUAUACUUGGAGGCAACGCAGAAGUUAAAUGUCCUAAAUGUGAUGCAUUGUGGGAAAUGGUAGAGUUAGUGACAAAAUCUAACAUGUCACCAGACGAGCAGAUAUUUUUCGGGAAAGCAAUGUUCAUAAAUACACAGACAAAGAAAACUCUAACCCACCUAGUUCAUAAAGAAUUAUCUAAGAAAAUCCUUCUUAUACCGUCAUAUAUUUAA
This is a messenger RNA of Saccostrea cuccullata (small rock oyster), 696 nucleotides long. RefSeq lists its product as uncharacterized. NCBI's taxonomy places the organism in Eukaryota, Metazoa, Mollusca, Bivalvia, Ostreida, Ostreidae. The transcript has 4 exons. The record is from RefSeq and is a predicted model, not a curated record. The coding region runs from base 1 to 696 and encodes 231 amino acids.